AUGAAGUUCCUGGCGGUAUUAGCCGUUGUCGCGGCCGUCAACUUUAGUCUAGUGGUAGCUGACUACAUUACUAUCAAGGUCGCUGACAAGGAGUUCCUUCUUAAGCAGAAGAAAAUCUACAAUCUUCUCUAUUAUAUUUCGCAACCCUCUCUUGUGAAUCCUUUAUUGUACGAGGAAGGUCGUUCAUACAACAUCGAAGCUAACAUAGACUCGUAUACUAAUACGUCUGCAGUAAAGAAUUUUCUCUAUCUGUACAAAAAUGACAUGCUUCCUCGUGGCGAGCUCAACUCCUUGUAUUAUCCAAAACUUCAAAAGGAAACAGAGGCGCUAUUUUACCUAUUCUAUUAUGCUAAAGACUUUGACAUUUUUUAUAAAACGGCGCUAUGGGCACGUAUUUACAUAAACGAAAUGCAGUUUGGCGAAGCCUUAUAUACCGCAAUUAUAUUCCGUGAUGAUACUAAAUUCAUUCAGCUACCGCCUCCUUAUGAAAUGUAUCCGUAUGGAUUUUUCAAUUCUGAAGUACUCGAAAAAGCGCAUCAUGCAAAGCUCUUUGGUAAACUUGAUUCAAAGAAGUUUGGUGGCUACGACACCUACAUCAUUCCGGCAAAUUAUUCCGGAUGGUACAUGUCGCGCGAAUAUGAUCUAGAACACAAGAUAAAUUAUUUCACCGAGGAUAUUGGCCUGAACGCUUACUACUUCUAUUUGCGGUUAAACUAUCCGUUUUGGCUAAAUGGCGAAAAAUUUGGCAUACAGAAGGAUCGCGGCAUGAUUUAUCUUUACAAUCACAAACAGUUGCUAUCCCGUUAUUAUUUGGAACGGUUGUCUAAUGACAUUGGUAAAAUUGAAGAUUUCGAUUGGCACAAUGAGUUCUAUGUUGGAUACUAUCCAACAAUGACCUAUCAUAAUGGAUUACCGAUGCCACAGAGACCAUACUGGAGCAAAUUUCCCUACUAUAAAUACAAAUACAUAAAGAAUAUAGAAGAUAUGGAAUCUCGAGUAUCGGCAGCAAUUGACUCCGGAUUUGUCUUAGACGCAACUGGCAAAAUGAUCAAUAUCUACACACCCGAGGGUCUCGACAUCCUUGGUAAUAUUAUCGAAGGCAACAUGGAUUCUUGCAAUCCCGAAUUUUAUGGCAGUAUUGAUUACUUUGCGAGAAAGAUCUUUGGAUACAAUUUGGAGCCGUCAACACCGUAUCAGAUUAUACCUAGUGCUCUCGAGUUUUACAGCACGUCUCUAAGGGAUCCUGCAUUUUAUCGUUUCUACAAAAGAAUAUUAUUCUAUUAUUAUAGAUACAAAAUGCAUCAAAAACCAUACAACAAGAACGAAAUCAUUUAUCCCGAAUUGAAGAUCGAGUCCUUCGUUGUGGAUAAACUAAUUACCUAUUUUGAUCAAUUCGACACCUCAAUUAACAACGGUUUGAUAAUCGAUGACGCAAAGGAGGCUGAGAACACAUUGAUCAAAGUUCGUCAAUAUCGUCUCAAUCAUAAACCGUUCAGUUUCCAUUUUGCCAUCAAUGCUGAGAAACCUAUGAAAGCCGUGAUACGCAUUUUCCUCGGACCAAAAUAUGACAUUCAUCGCAAACCACUGGAUUUUUCUGAAUACGCAAAAUACUUUUAUGAAAUGGACAACUGGAUAGUCGAUCUGAACGCUGGAGUAAAUAAGAUUGUUCGAAAUAGUCAAGAUUGCUUCUUCGCCAUACCUGAUCCAGAAUCGAGCGAGAUAUUAUACAAAAAGAUACUCAAGGCCUUGGAUGGUUCCGAUUCUUUCUCAUACGCGGAAAGACUCUAUGGAUUCCCUGAGCGUCUGCUAUUACCCAAGGGCAAGAAAGAGGGAAUGCCCUUCCAAAUUUUUGCAUACAUUAACCCGGUCGAAGGAGAACUAAUCCCUUACAUAUCCCGCGUCUUUGGUAACUACAAAUAUGAUAACAAGCCGUACGGAUUUCCCUUGGAUAAGCCUGUUUACAAUUUCCGCUAUGAUGGAUCAAACAUGAUGUUGAAAGACAUUUUUAUCUAUCAUAAGGAUGAAACAGAAUUGAAUGUGACUUAUUGAUCGUGAUUAUUUACGUUAAAUCUAUUCUCUAUCAUUUGACUCAAUAUAAUCAUUCACAAAUCUAAAUGUGUAAAUCUAAAUAAAGUAUACAUAUUUUAUAUAA
Messenger RNA from Monomorium pharaonis (pharaoh ant), 2152 nucleotides. RefSeq names its product hexamerin. Lineage: Eukaryota; Metazoa; Arthropoda; Insecta; Hymenoptera; Formicidae. The record is from RefSeq and is a predicted model, not a curated record. The transcript has 6 exons. The coding region runs from base 1 to 2049 and encodes 682 amino acids.